Messenger RNA from Epinephelus moara (kelp grouper), 3469 nucleotides. RefSeq names its product synaptophysin-like 2b (gene sypl2b). The transcript has 6 exons. Gene Ontology annotation, cellular component: synaptic vesicle; synaptic vesicle membrane. The record is from RefSeq and is a predicted model, not a curated record. Lineage: Eukaryota; Metazoa; Chordata; Actinopteri; Perciformes; Serranidae. Bases 146 to 871 code for a protein of 241 amino acids.
CACGUGCCAUCUACUACGAUCCGCUGAAGUUGGAGAAAAGUUUGACAAGCCCAAGAUCCCCGAGAAACAAGAGAGCUGCCAAACUUAAGACCCAGCAAAGGAGAAACAUCAUCGAUACUAUCGGCUCUUUAUUUCCGGACACACGAUGGAAUCCGUCGCCCAGAAAGUCAUGUCUUCCGGAUUCACUCUUGAUUUUGGACCUCUGAAAGAGCCGCUGGCUUUCAUACGUGUGCUGGAGUGGGUGUUCUCCAUAUUUGCCUUUGCUACGACCGGAGGUUACAGCGGCACAACCAGCAUCAACGUCCAGUGCCAAGGGAGUACCAACCAAGAAAUACACGCAGAGUUUAACUACCCAUUCAGGUUGAUGCAGCAUCCUUAUGACGUUUUUGAUUGCACUACCAAUAAAACAUCUAUGUUCUUCCUGACUGGAGACCACACAUCCUCGGCACAGUUUUACGUCUGCAUCGGAGUGUUGGCCUUCCUCUACAGCACUGCCACACUAGUCCUCUACUUGGGCUACCAGCACGUAUACAGAGAAUCUAGUCGUGGCCCCACUUUGGACCUGCUGGUGACUGCAGCCUUGGCCUUCAUGUGGCUUGCAUCAUCCUCUGCUUGGGCUAAAGGCUUGGCUGAUGUGAAGUGGGCCACCAGCCCUACAACCAUUAUUUCUCAGCUUAAGUUUUGCGUGGCUGUCAACAAGUGCAGCCAAGGUGCCACACCUCACAUGGGCCGACUAAACGCCUCUGUGAUUUUUGGGUUUCUUAACCUCAUCCUGUGGGGCGGGAACUGCUGGUUCAUUUACAAGGAAACACCUUUCCACAAAUCAGCCAAUCAGCCUGCAGAUGUGGAGGGGGGUGUCAGGCCAUCGUAACCACACAGCUUCCUUGUUUCACAAUUUUCUAACAUGUAGUGUUAUUAAAUGAGUCAUUUUGGUACUAAUUGUUAAAAAAAUACUGCAGAUUACAAGAUACACAUAUUCAGAACAGACUGAUCCUUUUUUGCUACGUAUUAAUUUUAUAUUUAGGAUUUGAACUUUUUGUAGUUAAAUCAAUACAGGAAAUUUUUGCAGUCAAAUGUUUUUCAAAUAGAUGGUUGUUUUUCCUGUUUUAAAGAUUCUGUUGUAACUUAAAGAAAAUUCUUAUCGUUACUGAACCCUCUCUGUGAGGGCAUUAAGUAAACUGCAGUCAGCCUCCUGUUACUCACACUUCCAUGAGCACAAGACUAACACUGAUUGACCAUCAUCAUGUUGACGGAAGCCUGUAAAAUAAUUCCAAUCACACAUAGAAUAAUGUCAAUAUCUGCAAUCCUUCCAUAUUUCAUUUGGACGAUUGGCUCCAUGAUACUAAGUGGCUUUUGCAGUUUACAUUACCAGCUCAUGUUAUAAGUAACCAUGUAGAAUAGCUAACAUUAGCUGGCUAACAUUAGCUCAGGCUGUGGAUAACUCAUUGGCUGCUGCAUCACUUUUGGCUAGUAGAAACCACUUUGUACUGUUAUAUCAUUUAUUGUUGGCUAAAUAAGCACCAGUUGUCAUAUUACAUAAGUUGGUAUCGUGUAUCACGUUAGCUGGGGAGGUAAUUUGGCAAGCUAGCCAACCAACAGAUCCACCCAGAUCGUAUUUUGCUAGUAAUAAUGUUAGCGAUCAAGCAAGCUAAGGUAGCCAGCUAGCCGUAAGCCCAAGUAAGCUGCGCUUUAUUGAUCCGGUGUUAGUUGUUGUGUGUAACUUAGCUGAUAAAAGUCAUUUGCAAAUGGUAGGGUUUCAUAUAAAACAAUUAUACCCAGGUAUCGAAAACAAAGUUUCCCUUAUAUCUCAGAUGGUACUGAAGAUUCAGCCAUUACUUUUGGCUAGUAGAAAGCACUUUGUACCAUUAUAUGAUUUAAUGAUUGCUAAAUUAGCACCAGUUGUCAUAAGACACAAGUCGGUAUCAUGCAUCACGUUAGCUGGGGAGGUAAUUUGGUAAGCUAGCCAACCAACAAAUCCACUUUUGCUAGUGAUAACAUUAGCGAGCAAGCAAGCUAAGGUAGCCAGCUAGCUGCCAAAGUAAGUUGCAUUGUAUUGAUCUAGUGUUGGUUGCUGUGUGUAACCUUAGCUGAUAAAAGUCAUUGCAAAUGGUAGGGUUUCAUAUAAAACAAUUAUUGGUAAAAAAGUUACAUAGGCCUACAGAACCUUUAACAUAUUUAUACCCAGGUAUCAAAAACAAAGUGUCCCUUAUAUCUCAGAUGGUACUGAAGAUUCAGCCAUUACUUUUGGCUAGUAGAAAGCACUUUGUACUGUUAUAUGAUUUAAUGAUGGCUAAAUUAGCAUCAGUUGUCAUAAUACACAAGUCGGUAUCAUGCAUCACGUUAGUUGGGGAGGUAAUUUGGCAAGCUAGCCAACCAACAAAUCCACUUUUGCUAGUGAUAACAUUAGUGAGCAAGCAAGUUAAGGUAGCCAGCUAGCUGUAAGACAAAGUAAGCUGCACUGUAUUGAUCUAGUGUUGGUUGCUGUGUGUAACCUUAGCUGAUAAAGUCAUUUGUAAAUGGUAGUGUUUUAUUAAAACCAAUUAAUACUUGUAAAAAUUUACAUAGGCCUUUAACAUAUUUAAACCCAGGUAUCGAAAACAAAGUGUCCCUUAUAUCUCAGAUGGUACGGCAGAUGUGGACUGCAACCUUCCAGUUGUCAACAGCCUGUCAUUUCAGUCAUCAGCUUUAUCUUAAAAAACAAAAACAAACAAAAAAAACUCAGGGCUGAUAAAUAUUAAAUACUUGAAGUGCAUUUAUUAUUAACACAAGUCUAGAGAAAAUCCUGUUUCUGUCACAUCCUAAAACAUAUAAUAGGCAUCAAUAUAUGUAGUUACAAUGAAGUAAUGUUAAAAUAGUUGAAUCCAGUUGCCAUGAUGAGAUUAUUUGUGAAAGGGUGAAAGUAAUUUUAUUUCAUUUUUUUGUGUGUGUUAUGUUGCACCUCAUCAUUUCACUAUAGAAGGCUAAAUGAAAUGUUUUAGCCCAACAUCUGAAUGGUAUGUUGAAUGUAGGGGAUGUAUGUGGAGCACGUUCGCUCUUUAUGAAUUUUACCUUUAAAAUUAUGAGUUAUUAGGCAGAAUUUCCAAUCUUUUUCCUAGAUGUUUAGAUUUCUAAAUAAAUAAAAUACCCCAGCAAGAUACUACAGUAUUUCAAAGCCAGUGUAUUACUAAUUGUACAGCCUUAGCUAGUGGUGAGUAAAAAUCGACUGAUUUCUAGCCUGUAACUAAUUAACACUUUUUCUUGCUUUUGCCUGGCUUCUACCUCUAUUUUGUUAUAAGACGAGCUCUUUUCUUUAUUACUGCCAUUGUGAUGAUAUCCCACUUUGAUAAAGCCUUGCUUGAUUCAGUUACUAGUUUAAUCCACCACUGCGUUGAUAAAAGUGUCACAUGAAUGAGACUGAAGUUUCUGUUGCAGUCCAGGAAGAUACUGCAUGGUCAUGAAAUGCUGUGCAUCAUUAAAAGGAAGAACUGGA